AUGUUUUCCUGUUGCCGUUGCGUAAAUCCCAAAUCUCCGAAGCUGAAGGAAAGAUCUGCUUCCGGCAGAGGGGAUAAGCAAUCCGAUUCGGACGAUUCCCACGAGGAGGAGGAAAAGCAAUCGACGAAGCAGAAUGAAACGAACGCUAGUGCCUGUAAAAUUUCGACUGUGGACAACCUCUCACAGGACGAUGAGGAAAUCAAGAUAGAAAUAAUUGAAAGUUCCGAUAAUCUACAAUCGUACUCGGGGUGUUCAGCGGCAACAACGGCCUUACUGAACGGUUCAUCUCCCGAGCCGAAAAAGCCGGAAAAACAUGAAUCCGUUGUGCAACGGGACCAUUCGCCACCGGCAGACAUCCAGGAGUCGUGCAACAAGAUCGACGAUAUUGAUGAGAAAGCUACAGAAGAUUCUACUGUUGAUAAUGUUGGAGCUGGUGCAGCUGGAUCGACAUCUUCGUCACCGGCUAGCAAAACGCUUUCCGGUACGGAACGCGGCCAAACGGAUCAAUCAGGCCAAUCGUCGGGUAUGGUUACCGAGAUUGAGGCUAAGCUACCGAACGAGUACACCGAUGCUGAUUCGACCGGUGAUGCGACCAACACCCCGCAAGAAAUACCAACCACUGUCGGUGAGUUGGUGGAGCCACAGCAGGCGCAGGAAGCGGAAGUGGAAGAUCGGAACGAUCAGUUGCAGGAAAAUGGUAUAGUACCGUGUCCCCCUGAUGAAGGUGAAAAGGCCACGAGCGGAAAUCUUACCGUACAGAAUGAACCCAAAUCGUCUAAUCAUAUACCAUCGCGAGAGAACUCGAGUGAACUGACUCCUCCCUCGCAUGAUGACCAGAAUUUAUCGUCGUGUUUGGAUGAAAAUACUAACGAGCAGCAACCGAAGCAGCAGGAACUGCAGGAUGAUGAGUAUGGAAAACGAGCUUUAAUUGAAGAACCAUCGCCCGAAAAUGAACCGGUUGUGCACGAAGAUAAUCAAUUACCACAGGAAGAGAAAAUCAAUGCCGAUCAUCAAUCGUCAGACAACUUCCAGAUCAAUGAUGAGCCUACAGCUAACACUGCCAACGUUCCGGAACCGGAACCAUCUACCGAUUCUUUACGACCUUCUCCACCAUCAACGUCCGACGAAAUGGCUGAGUUUGAUGAUGAGAAACAACAUUUAUCACCCGUAGCAUCUAAGAUGGAACGCCUUAAAAGUGAACCAAGCAAUAGCGAAGAAACAAUUGAGGAGACAAUCGACGUGGAACGUUUCUUACCGCGUCAGGUCGAUGAUAGCAAGAGUGACGACGAUAAUCCGCUCAGUAGUUCAAGCGACGGAGGAGGAGGUAGCGUGAGUGGUACCGCUCCUGUUACCGUCCCGGUCGCUAACGAAGAUGGGAAUGAACCGCACGCUAUGGAUACCAAAGAUGUGCCGUGCAAAUUGUCCGGUGUCGCUGAUGAUGGCGAUAAAAUUGUCGAUCCACCGGAGGAAGAUACAGGCGGAACAGCGAUAUCACUGACUCCAUCACCACCGGAAGCAGAACCUGUCGUUCUGACGCCUGAAAAUGAAGACAACGAUGCCGCUAGCAGCGGCAAUAACAAUGAUCAGGUUUCGAAAAAUUCGAGCGAAGAGCGCGAAUCAAACAACGACGAUACAUCGACACUGUCGGAAUCGGUCCCUAAUACGACUACCAACGGCGGCAGUCCGUCUGGGAUCGAGGGUGACAACAGCAGCAGCCGGAAAGAGUCGGUCAACAGUGACGACACGACGAUCCGGACGCAGGUUUCCUUCCGCGAAAGCUGUCUCUCCCGGCGAUCGUCGUCCAAGUCGUCGAUCAAAAAGAAGGUAGCCUAUAACGAUAGUACGGAGGUGAUUCCACCACCAGAGUAUCCACCACCAGAUGAUGAUGAUUCGGUGUUUUCCGACUCGGUGCCCCCAAAAUUGCCGCGAGGUGAUAUGUGCACACCGUACGCCACCAAACGGGGCUCACUGCCGGGCAUGAUAGCCCUGCCGGACUGGUUUGCCGAGGAUCGAUUGAUGAUGGAAGAGGGUGGCAUUAUGGAGCCACCCACUACGCCCAUAGGACGCGAUGAGCUGGCAUUACGCAGGCAUCGGUUUUUCUCGGAAUUGCUCAACGCUGCCCAUGCUGCUGUGGAGCAUCGUGUUCGCUUUGAUCCGCUGGGACCAGAAAUUGCCAAGGUUCCGACGGAGGAGGAAUCAGAGGAUUGUGAUCCAGACCUGAAACCUUCGUCGGCUCGUGAGCUCGAGUGUUUGAUAGAUCGGCUAGAACGCAUUGUAGAUCGCCUUGAGCGUACCGUGUCCGCGCGCGAAUUGGAAGAAACACGACGCAUACUGAAAGACGCGUGUGUUGUCGGGAAGGCAGUGAUCCGCUCCAACACCGGCACGAAUACGGAUUAUCGAGCAGCCUCAACUGCACGCACCGCAGGUUUUAGCGCGAACGAAAGCACCGACCAGUGUGACGAUUUACCGACGGUUCUGCCCUCGACGCCGCCACCAUCGGCAUCGUAUCUGCAUCAACAAGUGGACAGCUUAGAGAGCAGUCUGUUUCCCGAGUUUGUUGCGAACCAACCGGCAAAGGAACGUCACCAAGACCCAAUCACUGUAAUACAAUUUCAAACACCUGAUAUAUUAAACUAUACUAAUCCAUUGACCAUCCAAGAGCAAGGCACUGCAGUAUUGUCAUUCUCCUCCUCCUCGCAGCACGGCACCGUAGUGGAACAGGCGGGCAAGAUGAGUAUUAACGCUUACGAGGACAUUAUGCUCGGCUCAUUCGCCAACUUUAUUGCGCUGUCCGGUAAAAUCGGAGGUGAUGUGGCCACCCAGGCCCAGUUCGUCAAGGAAGCGUUUGAUGCGCAGUUCGCGUUUCUGAAGGUGGCGGCUGCCUCGAGUGCACCAUCGAAUACGGAUCUACAGAAUUUGCUAAAACCUACCUCGGAUAAGAUUUCGACCAUCCAAAGCUUCCGUGAGAAAAAUCGAACCUCACCGUUCUUCAACCAUCUGUCCGCGAUCAGCGAAAGUAUUCCGGCGCUCGGAUGGGUCUGUGUGGCACCUACGCCUGGUCCGUAUGUAAAAGAGAUGAACGACGCCGGCCAGUUCUACACGAACCGUGUGCUUAAAGAUUGGAAAGAAAAGGACAGCACCCAUGUCGAAUGGGCCCGUGCUUGGAUCCAAACCUUGACGGAACUGCAGCAGUACAUCAAGCAGCAUCACACGACCGGUUUGGUGUGGUCUGGCAAGGACAAACCCACCGUGGGUGGAGCCUCGGUUCCACCACCACCGCCGCCCGGUGGUCUUCCGCCACCACCACCAAUGAUGCCGCUAGGAGACCUUUCGGCCGGUGGUGUUGGUGACGAUAGGAGCGCACUGUUUGCGCAAAUUAAUCAGGGUGCUGACAUCACGAAAGGUUUGAAAAAGGUAACGUCAGAUAUGCAAACGCACAAAAACCCUGCCCUGCGAUCGGGUCCUGCACCGUACAAGGCACCAGCAGGCGUGACGAACGGUACGAAAUCGGUUGCUUCACCAGCGGUCGCCAAACCACCGACAUUUACGCGCGAUGGCAAGAAAUGGCUGAUCGAGUAUCAGAAAAACAAUGCGGGUCUUGUGGUGGAGAACGCCGAGAUGAACAAUGUCGUGUACAUGUUCCGCUGUGAGGGUUCCACCCUACAGAUCAAAGGCAAAAUCAACAGCGUUGUGAUGGAUUCGUGCAAGAAGUGUUCACUGGUAUUCGAUUCGCUUGUCGCAUCGGCAGAGUUCGUCAACUGUCAGAGCGUGCAGAUGCAGGUCCUCGGUAAAGUACCAACGAUUUCGAUUGACAAGACUGAUGGCUGCCAGAUGUACCUCUCGGCGGAUUCGCUUAACGUUGAGAUCAUCAGUUCGAAAUCAUCCGAAAUGAACGUGAUGAUUCCGAAAGGAAGCAGCGGAGAUUACACCGAGCAACCGAUUCCGGAGCAAUUCAAAACAAUAGUGAAGGGCGGUUCCCUAAACACUACCUGCGUGGAAAGUCUUGGUUAA
Messenger RNA from Anopheles marshallii, 4011 nucleotides. RefSeq lists its product as uncharacterized. Gene Ontology annotation, molecular function: actin binding; adenylate cyclase binding. The transcript has 9 exons. Gene Ontology annotation, cellular component: cytoplasm. The record is from RefSeq and is a predicted model, not a curated record. Gene Ontology annotation, biological process: cytoskeleton organization; cell morphogenesis; regulation of adenylate cyclase activity. The coding region runs from base 1 to 4011 and encodes 1336 amino acids. NCBI's taxonomy places the organism in Eukaryota, Metazoa, Arthropoda, Insecta, Diptera, Culicidae.